CGAAAAUUUGUCAAAACAAAAAUAGGAAACAACCAAAAUAAUGACAACAACCCACAUUUUACUUAUUUUAAUAAUAUUUUCUCCUUUUCUGUUCUUUUUUAUUUAUAUUUUUCUCUUCUCUCUCACCUUUAAUCUUUCCUUAUCUCUCUCCACAGAGAAGCACAAAAAUAAAAAAAAAGAGUUUCCCAUUGUAUUUCCCUCGAUUUCUCAGGAAAUCACCAAGCUCAUUCACAUUAAUCUUUCUUAUUUAGGAAAGAAAGAUCCAUAUUUUUCGGUUCAUUCUCUCCCUCUGGGUUACGAAGCUAGAGACACACACACUUAGCUUCCUGUCUUCACCAAUUUCAAAAACAGACCCAAAUCAAUUCUUGAUACAGGGUUUGUUUUUUCUUUUGUUUAUUGUUCUUUGAAUCUGUGUGGAUGAAAGGUAACCAGAAAGACUCGUCGGAGAAACCGACAUGGGAUCGAACCUCAUCGAGUACUACUUCAAUGCUAACCCGACCCGGUCCAAAACUAAUGGUUUGGCUAAUCUGCUUCAUUGUCUUCACUUACAUUAUCUACAUGCUCAAACUCGUCUCCACCUCACGCACCUGCGACGACUCCACCACCUUCACCACCAUCUCCGCCCUCUCCACCAACACCUCCUCCUCCAACAUCUCCCUCGUCGCUGCUUCACGGCGCCGCGAGUCGGAGGUUAAGUUAUACUCCGAAGAAGACGAGCCAACCGAUCUGCACCACGUGGUGUUCGGGAUCGCCGCGUCUUCGAAGCUAUGGAAACAGAGGAAAGAGUAUAUCAAGAUCUGGUACAAACCUAAACACAUGCGCGGUUACGUUUGGUUAGACAAAGAGGUUAAAAAGAACAUCACCAACACCAACGCCGAGGAAGAAGCCGACGACGAAGAUCUACUUCCACCGAUCAAAAUCUCCGCCGGGACAGCUUACUUCCCUUACACGAACAAACAAGGGCAACGGUCGGCGUUGCGGAUCUCGAGGAUCGUGUCGGAGAUGCUGCGUAUGGGUCUGAAGAACGUGAGGUGGUUCGUGAUGGGUGAUGACGACACGGUGUUUGUAACGGAUAAUCUCGUUAGGGUGUUGAGGAAGUAUGAUCACGAGCAGAUGUAUUAUAUUGGGAGCUUGUCGGAGUCUCAUCUACAGAAUAUAUUUUUCUCUUACAGUAUGGCUUACGGUGGAGGAGGGUUUGCGAUUAGCUACCCGUUGGCUAAGGCUUUGAGUAAGAUGCAGGAUCGGUGUAUACAGAGGUAUCCGGCUUUGUAUGGAUCUGAUGAUCGCAUGCAAGCUUGUAUGGCUGAACUCGGUGUUCCACUCACUAAAGAAAUCGGGUUUCACCAGUACGACGUUUACGGGAACCUCUUCGGUCUCCUCGCCGCACACCCAGUAACACCGUUCGUCUCAAUGCACCACCUCGACGUCGUGGAACCGAUCUUCCCCAACAUGACACGUGUCCGUGCCCUCAAGAAGCUAACCGUACCGAUGAAGCUAGACUCAGCGGGGCUUCUCCAGCAGUCUAUAUGCUACGACAAGCACAGGAGCUGGUCCAUCUCGGUCUCGUGGGGCUACGCUAUCCAAAUAUUCCGUGGAAUAUUCUCUCCCAGAGAAAUGGAAAUGCCUUCGAGAACGUUCUUGAAUUGGUACAAAAGAGCAGAUUACACCGCUUAUGCGUUCAACACUAGGCCGGUUAGCCGUAACCCGUGCCAAAAACCGUUUGUGUUCUACAUGUCUUCCACUAGAUUUGAUAAGCAGCUGAAUACGACGGUUAGUGAGUACACGAGACACCGUGUUUCUCAUCCUUCGUGUCGGUGGAAGAUGACGAAUCCAGCUGAGAUAAACACCAUCGUGGUUUACAAGAAACCAGACCCGCAUCUAUGGGAAAGGUCACCGAGGAGGAACUGUUGCAGAGCAUUACAAACAAAAAGGAAUAAUACGUUAUGGAUCAAUGUUGGUGUAUGUAGAGAAGGUGAAGUCACUGAACUUAAGUAA
Messenger RNA from Eruca vesicaria subsp. sativa (arugula), 1995 nucleotides. The record is from the annotation of a GenBank genome assembly. Lineage: Eukaryota; Viridiplantae; Streptophyta; Magnoliopsida; Brassicales; Brassicaceae.